Limanda limanda (common dab) is the source of this 2229-nucleotide messenger RNA. It is a transcript of the gene dhx32a, whose product is annotated as DEAH (Asp-Glu-Ala-His) box polypeptide 32a. The transcript is spliced from 11 exons. Gene Ontology annotation, cellular component: spliceosomal complex; intracellular anatomical structure. The record is from RefSeq and is a predicted model, not a curated record. Bases 1 to 2229 code for a protein of 742 amino acids. Lineage: Eukaryota; Metazoa; Chordata; Actinopteri; Pleuronectiformes; Pleuronectidae. Gene Ontology annotation, molecular function: RNA binding.
AUGUCGGAGGAGAAGAAUCCAGCGGAGACAGCAGAAGUCUGCGCUGAGGAUGUGGACUGUCCCGGGGAAGAGACGUUCCGCUUCGGAGACGACCUGGAGCUGAAUCAGUUCGACGGAUUGCCCUUUUCCUCGCGGUACUACAAACUGCUGAAGGAGAGGAAGACUCUGCCUGUGUGGAAGCUCAGGUGUGAGUUCGAGGAAGCUCUGCUGAGCAACCAGCUGGUUAUUGUGAGUGGCACAGCAAAGACUGGGAGGAGUACCCAGAUCCCUCAGUGGUGUGCAGAGGUCUGCCUGUCUGCCCAGUACCAGCAUGGCAUUGUCGUGUGCACGCAGACCAACAGGCAGCAGGCCGUGGAUCUGGCCCUGCGCGUGGCUGAUGAAAUGGACGUGAACAUCGGCCAUGAAGUGGGUUACACCAUCCCUCUGGAGACCUGCUGCUCCCCCGACACGGUCCUGAGAUACUGCACAGAUGACAUGCUGCUGAGAGAGAUGAUGUCAGACCCUUUCCUGGAGCACUAUGGAGCCAUUAUUAUCGACCAGGCCCACGAGAGGACCGUUAGCACAGACAUACUACUGGGUCUCCUCAAGGACAUCCUGCUGCAGAGGCCAGAGCUCCGGGUGGUGGUCCUCUCCGUCCAGCCUAUGACUGACAAGCUGCUGAAACAAUACGGCAGCAUCCCUCUCAUCGAUCUGGAGGCCACGUGUCCUGCUGAGGUGGUCCACAGCAGCAGCGACAACAAGGACUACUUCUACUCGGCGCUGAGGCUGGUGCUGGAGAUCCAUCGAGCCAAAGAGGACGGAGACGUUGUCGUGUUUUUUGCCUCAGACGAGGAGGCCCGCUGUGCCCAAAGCAUCCUCCAGAGAGAAGGCACCAGGCUGGGGGCAGACUUGGGCGAGAUGGUGCCCGUGGUCCUGUGCCCAGGCCAGGGAGGCCUACUGCCUUUCCUGACAAAAAGACCAGACUCAAAGACGUCCAGGAGAGUCUUCCUCUCCACCAAGCAGGGCGAGGACAUGUGUUGGGCGAUAGAGUCACUCAACUUUGUCAUCGACACAGGAGUCCAAAAGAAAAUGGUGUACAAUCCAAGAAUAAGAGCUAACUCGGAGGUUCUUGAACCCAUCAGUCAAUGUCAGGCAGACCUACGCAAGCAGCUGUCUGGGCCAACAGGUAAAUGUUUCUGCCUGUAUCCAGAGGAGAGUCAGCUUCCUGCAGAGAACACACCACAGAUCCUGGAGUCUAACAUCACGCCAACGGCCCUAUUCUUAAAAAGGAUGGAGAUAGCCGGCCUGGGACAGUGCGAUUUCAUCGACCGACCAGAUCCCGAGGGUCUCAUGCAGGCGCUAGAGGAGCUCGACUACCUCGCGGCUUUGGAUGAUGACGGCAACUUGUCAGAGAUCGGCAUCAUAAUGUCUGAAAUCCCUCUGGAGCCUCAGAUGGCCAAAGCUCUGCUGGCGUCCUGCGAGUUCGACUGUGUGAGUGAGAUGCUGACAAUCGCAGCGAUGCUGUCUGCUCCGAGCUGCUUCCUGAAGCCACCUGCUGGUCUGAGCCAUGAAGCUGUGCAGUGUCACAGGAAGUUCCAGCAUCCUGAAGGAGACCACUUCACCCUCAUUAACAUCUACAACGCGUUCAGACAAAGCCAGAGAGAACAAUACGUAAAUUCUGAAAAGUGGUGCCAGGACUAUUUCUUGGAUCACUCUGCCCUGAAGAAAGCUGAGGCCAUUAGAUCAGAGUUGACCGACACUUUGAACCGGAUCGAGCUUCCCAUCUCGGACCCCUCGUUUGGAACCAGGACGAACACGCUCAACCUCAAAAGGGCUCUGCUGGCUGGGUUCUUCAUGCAGAUUGCUAGAGAUGUAGACGGAGCAGGAAACUAUUUCAUUCUGACGCACAAGCACAUGUCCCAGGUUCACCCGCACUCGGGUUACGGCGCUCAGUCGCAGAAGCUCGGGCUCCCGGAGUGGGUGGUUUUCCACGAGUACACUCUGUCAGAGAACAACUACGUGAGAACAGUGUCUGAAAUGUCCCCACAAGUGUUCAUUCAAAUGGUGCCGCUCUACUUCUUCUACAAUCUGCCACCUAGUGAGAGCAAAGAAAUACUGCAAGGCCUGUUGGACCCAGACGGAAACCGAAAACGGAAAGAUGAGAAACAGAAAGCUGCUUCACUGAGCAGUGAGGCAGACAGCGGCUGUGCGGUGAUGCCACAGAGCUACGACAGAUGUGUGAUUCAAUGA